UCCAGUAAUGGGAACCCACCAGAGAGAUGUCCCCGUCCUCUGUAUUCCCGGGAUUCCACACAGGAAGGUCACACCGUCCCUCACCAUCAUCCGGGUGAAGAUCUGAUGAACAUGAAAAUUGAGGGUGAAGUAGAAGGGACGUAUGUCAGGGAUGAUCAGCAAUAUAUGAUGGAGGCUGGAAUGAUGAGAACAAUCAAAGAGGAGGAGUCUUCUACAGAGAUCAGCACAGGACAGGCCAUUGAGGAACCCUCAAAGGAUCAUCUCACUGUAUCUCUAAGCUGUAAUAUGGAAACUGGGGAUAUCACAAGAGAUUGUGCAGAAGAAAAGACAAUGAGUCCCGCUACGGAUGGAGAACAUGACACCCUGAAUAGACCAUCAAAUCCCCCUGACUCUGAGCAACCUCAUACUGUGAGGCAUGGUGCCAGAAAUAAGGGGAAGGAGAAAAUUCCUGGUCCAGAAUGUGGGGAAAGUUGUAGCUCUGAAUCAAGUCUUACUGUACAUCAGAGAUCUCACACUGGUGGGAAGCUUCAUUCUUGUUCUGAAUGCAGGAAAGGUUUUUUUAAAAAUUUAAAACUCUUCAUACAUGGCAGAUCUCAUACGAACAAUAAGCAAUAUUCCUGUCCUAAGUGCAGGGAAUGUUUUUCACAAUUGUCCCAUCUUUACAUGCAUAAGAGGUCCCACAUGAGGACUAAGACAUAUUCUUGUCCUGAGUGUCGGAAAUGUUUUUCAAGGAAAUCAACCCUUGUCAUACAUCAAAGAUCUCACACAGGGAAGGGGCCGUACUCCUGCCCUAAAUGUGAUAAAAGUUUUUUACGCAAGGCCAAUCUUUGCGCACAUCAGAGGAUUCACACAGGAGAGAAACCGUAUUCCUGUUUUGAUUGUGGAAAAUGUUUUCCAAGGAAAUCAACCCUUGUCAUUCAUCAAAGAACUCACACGGGGGAGAAGCCGUACUCCUGCCCUGAAUGUGAUAAAAGUUUUUCACGUAAGUCUAAGCUUUACACACAUCGGAGGAUUCACACAGGAGAGAAGCCGUAUUCCUGUCCUGAGUGUGGCAAAUUUUUCUCAGACAGAUCAGCUUUUGUUAGACAUCAAAGAUCUCAUACAGGUGAGAAGCCGUAUUCUUGUGCUGUGUGUGGGAAAUGCUGUUCAAAGAAAUCACACCUUAUUGUACAUCAAAGAUCUCACACAGGUGAGAAGCCAUACUCCUGUUCGGAGUGUGGCAAAUGUUUCUCAGACAAAUCAAGCCUUGUUAGACAUCAAACAUCUCACACAGGUGAGAAGCCCUAUUCCUGUCCUGAGUGUGGAAAAUGUUUUGCGCGGGCAUCGUAUCUUACCAGACAUCAGUGGUCUCACACGGGGGAAAAGCCAUAUUCCUGUUCGGAGUGUGGGAAGUGUUUCUCAGAUAAAUCAACCCUAGUAAGACAUCAAACAUCUCACACAAGUGAGAAGCCGUAUUCCUGUCCUGAGUGUGGGAAAUGUUUCUCAAUGAAAUCGGAACUUGUUAGACAUCAAAGAUCUCACACAGUUGAGAAGGCGCAUUCCUGUGCGGAGUGUGGGAAAUGUUUUUCAAAUAAAUCAAGACUUGUUCUACAUCAAAGAUCUCACACAGGUGAAAAGCCGUAUUCCUGUCCUGAGUGUGGGAAAUGUUUCUCAGACAAAUCAAGCCUUGCUAGACAUCAAAGAUCUCACACCGGUGAGAAGCCGUAUUCUUGUCCUGAGUGUGGGAAAUGUUUCUCGGUGAAAUCGGAACUUGUUAGACAUCAAAGAUCCCACACAGGCGAGCAGCCACAUUCCUGUGCGGAGUGUGGGAAAUGUUUUUCAAAGAAAUCAAGACUUGUUGUACAUCAAAGAUCUCACACAGGUGAAAAGCCGUAUUCCUGUCCUGAGUGUGGGAAAUGUUUCUCAGACAAAUCAAGCAUUGCUAGACAUCAAAGAUCUCACACAGGUGAAAAGCCAUAUUCCUGUCCUGAGUGUGGGAAAUGUUUCUCAGAUAAAUCAAGCGUUGCUAGACAUCAAAGAUCUCACACAGGUGAAAAGCCGAAUUCCUGUCCUUAGUGUGGGAAAUGUUUCUCAGAGAAAUCAACCUUUGUUAGACAUCAAAGAACUAACAAAGUUGGGAAGCCAAAUUCCUUCUCUGAGUGAGGAAUUUUUUUCACAGGUGUCCCAUCUUCACACUCAUCGAAUGUUUCACACAGGGAGAAGCCGUGUCCCUGACCUUAGUGCAGAAAUAUAUAUAUAUAUAUAUAUAUAUAUAUA
This is a messenger RNA of Rana temporaria (common frog), 2256 nucleotides long. Its product is annotated as zinc finger protein 260-like. NCBI's taxonomy places the organism in Eukaryota, Metazoa, Chordata, Amphibia, Anura, Ranidae. The coding region runs from base 106 to 2055 and encodes 649 amino acids. Gene Ontology annotation, molecular function: RNA polymerase II cis-regulatory region sequence-specific DNA binding; DNA-binding transcription activator activity, RNA polymerase II-specific. Gene Ontology annotation, biological process: regulation of transcription by RNA polymerase II. Gene Ontology annotation, cellular component: nucleus. The transcript is spliced from 3 exons. The record is from RefSeq and is a predicted model, not a curated record.